AUCGACACAGCCGAAGCCGAAGGCCUUGUAGACAGUGGCCGACCGUCGCCGAUCAACCACCCUGUUCUCACCUCUCCUCUAACAACGACAAACACCUCCUCCAGCCGUCCACCCCUCAAGCGGGAAUCCUCCGCCCCACCGCCCUCGAACCCUCCUCCAGCACCGCCAACACAACCCUCGGAACCGAACGAGUACCCCUCAGAGCAGCCCGAUAGUCUGACCCUCGACCAACUGAAACGGAUUCGCAGCACCUUCCCAAACGCCCAACAGCCGACGCCGAGAGAACAGCUUUUAGACUACUCGACCGUUUAUGACUUUCAGUACAAAGACGCGCAGUCGUUUCCGGUGGAGGUUGAGGAAUGGUUCACUUAUAGCGAAGAAGAGGAGUUGAGGUUGAGAAAGUGCAAGGCGGCGUUUAAUCAGGAAUGGAGGACCAGUCGACAUGGAGAGGGGACGGACUGGACGGACGUUACCGAGGAUGCUAGACGGGAGUUUAUGGAGAGGCAAGUGGAGAGUCUGCGAAGCAGUGGUGGAAAGAGUGCGAAUAGUCUCAUGAUAUUGGUUUAUGUGGCGCUGGGAGUAUGGGAAGAGACCGCCGGACGCGCAUCGGCAGGUCGUGGAUUGGCCGAUCUGUUUCCGAGAGAUGACGGGAAAGGUGGGAGUAGGUUGGGCGAGUACGGAAGGAGUGGGUUGCAGAUCCAGUGGAUUGUACGCAUGGUCGACGCUCUUCAUGCAUGUGGAGGGUUGAAGGUGGUGUAUGAGGCUUUGCAAGCGCAGUGCGAGGACAGCUUUGCCGCAUCACCGAUCGAGGUUCCGACGAGGAAUGAAGCGCCACCGAAGCGUGGGGAGGAGAGUAUGCAGCUUUGGUGCUGUCUGACGUUGAUGUAUCUCUUUGUUGAAGUUGCACGGACGGCGCAUGGGCCGAGUGGGAAGGCGUUGAAGCAGGACAUUCUCGCGCUUGAGCCAAAGCUGGUCAAUUACUUCACCCAGAUCGUGGCGAGGUUACGGUGGGACGAUGUUGCGCCCAUUCCACUUACGAAGAUGCUCUUGCUCGCCUGGAAGACCGUCCUUGUCACUUUUGGUGGCCUCACGGAUGUAGAGAUGCUUAGGGCCUCUCUCAAAAAGGAAGAUGGUAAAGGCAAGCACGAGGAGAACGACGACCGAUCUCACAACGCCCGGCGCCAGCCAAUCAUCACCGCCUCCCCACUGGACUACCACCUUUUCCGGCAAGAAAUCAGCUCCAAAUACCCGGCCUACCAACCUCCAGCACCCCUCUUCCCGCUCGAGCCGGAGAACAACAGCAUCCUGCCCCCACUCAAACACCGCCAACCACCAAGCCACGCCGAUGCUACCUCUACGUCAGCCUUCAGUACCGCACCGUCAAUCAUGCACCAACCCGUCCACAUCGCCACGCCAGCCCCUUCACCUCCUCCUUCUCCUGGCGGACCAGGCAAGGCUGGGAAGAAGCAGAACUACCAAACCAACCAGAUGUUUCCUUUCCUGUAUCCGCCCGUGGAUGGCGAGUUGGGUGGCAAGGGGAGUACCCGAUUACAGGAUGAGAUUGUAGGGAGGCGGUGGGAGGGAGGUGGAGAAGAAGGUGUGGUACCGGCGAGUAUCAAGGAGGCGGCCGAGUUGUUUGCGGGGCGUAUGAGGGCUACGAGGGCCAUGAGGCAGUUGUGGGAGGUUAGGAUGGAGUAUAUGAGGGCUGAGAGGGGGUGGAAGGGCGAUAGAGAUGCUGAGGGCGCGGAGACAAAAGAAGUGGAUGGCUUUCAACUGGUGGAGAAGCCGUCACUACCCGCCGAGGAGACGUUGAAGGAAACGUGGGAGCAGAAGAAGCUGAAAGAGGUGGAAGAAUACUAUCGUGAUUCCCUCCCACAUCUGCAAAGCGUGGUGAUCGUACUUCUCAAAGCCGUGCUGCAGAAUGUUACUGAUCUGGUCACGAAGAGCAAUGGCCAGAACGGGGUAGGACUCCAAGCAGGCAUCCACUUCAACGACGUACCCAUUGGCUCCGCGAAGCCCGUCGAGAACGGCAAUGGCAUCAACCACACCUCAGCACCACUAGAAGAGACCACAGCCGACGACCUCGACCGCCUCCGCACGCAAGAAGUCGCCGCGAAAGCUCUCUCGGCCAUCCUUCUCUUACUCUUGAAGUGGUUCAAGGUCACCCACAUCCUAAUGUACGAAUACUUAACCCAACUCCUCCUCGACUCCAACUAUGUCCCCCUCAUCCUCAAGCUCUGGCAAACGCAAGAGAUUGGCCGGGCUUGCCACUUUAGGCUGGAUAAAGAGGAAUGCGGGUUCUGGUGGUUCUGUCGGUCUAACAGUCGACGGGGCCUGCCGGAGAAGGUGGGGAGUCAAGUCGAAGGGACGAGUUUGACGACGUUUGAGGAGAUGGAGGAGAGUGAGGAGGAAGAUGCUGUGCCGCCGCCUAUUAAGCGAAGUCGGGAGGAAGAAGUCGCUGAGGAUCGGCAGUCGCUGUCCCCUACCGGAGCGGUGGCGGGUGAGGACGAAGCCUACGCCGCCGUGUUGCCUCAUCCGCCGGAAGUCGACGAGCUGGGUUACCCAACCACGCCAUUACCGGAUAUACCGAUCAGAGACUACAAUUGGCGCGCAACCUUCACACUGAUCAACCACCUCCGCACGCUUCAGAAACUUACACGUCGCAAGACUCACCGCGCCUUACUCUUGGUAUCGUACAAAAGCAGUAAUCACCUCAAAAAGUCACUCCGUAUACCGGUACAGCAGCUUCGGUAUUACACCCUCAAGCUCUUCAAGUCCCAAGUCCCCUUCUGCGGUCGGAAGUGGAGACAAAGUAACAUGAAGAUCAUUACGGCCGUCUGGCUUUCCGUUCCCGCCGAGUUACGAGACGACUGGUUGAGUGGCGGAGGCGGCGGGAUGGGCGGGAUGGGCGGGCUGGGAGAUGUGGAUGGCACGGUUGAGGAUGCGUUGCCGCUUGAGCAGGGGCUGAGGGGGUUGACGUUUUGGUGGAAUUUGAGGCGGUUUCCGGAGGCGAUGGGAGUGCAGCAGGGUGUUGAGGACAAGGGUGCCGGAGAGGAGAUGGGCUUCUUCGAACGGGAGCUGGAGAAAAUGGAUAUUGGUGCUGGGAUGGGACUCGAUGGGGAGAUGGAGGGGGAGGGUGAGGAGGAGGGAGAAGGGUGG
Baudoinia panamericana UAMH 10762 is the source of this 3159-nucleotide messenger RNA. RefSeq lists its product as uncharacterized. Gene Ontology annotation, cellular component: cytosol. The record is from RefSeq and is a predicted model, not a curated record. Lineage: Eukaryota; Fungi; Ascomycota; Dothideomycetes; Mycosphaerellales; Teratosphaeriaceae. The annotation marks the transcript as partial. The transcript has a single exon. Gene Ontology annotation, biological process: cytoskeleton organization.